AUCGAAAAAAUAUGUUAUUGUCACUGAAUUUAUUAUGUACUAAUCGGAUUUGUUAAACAUGUUCCAUUUGUAGUGUAGGCUAAUUCAUUGUGCUAAAAUUAUAUGCUAAUUAUGUUCUGACCCGCCGACUAUUAGCUCAGAAAAAAAUUGGGCCGAGGCCAAACAUAGUUGACGAACCCUCAACAGUAUGUACUCCUGUUUAAGACAAUAUGAUUGUUGUUGUUUUUUUACUUCCUUUUUGCUAAGAAGUAGCUGAUAGAUAGUUUAUAAGCCUGCCUGUUAGAUAAAUAUAAUACCUAGAUAUAAGGCUGUCGAUACACGCCAUCACAGUAGGUGGAGCAUUACACUUCGCUUAGUGCGGCCCACACUAGCUAGCUGAACUUGAAAGAAGAAGACAUUUUUACAGACUGGUUAGCUAGCUGUCUGGGCUAAAUCGAUGUAGCUUAUUGCUGGUUGUAUUUGAUUUGCAUGCUGUAGUUUUUUGUCUAAGUCCGUCCGUCAAGAGCGGCUUUGUUGUUGUAGCUGAUGUUGUUAGCCAGAAUACAGUUAGCUGGCUAAAUAGCUAGCUAGCCUCUGCGUUCAUUUCGCUGGCCUACAUUUUCCUAUCAAGAUGCCGCUGGGUUUGAAACCAUGUUGCGCUGUCUGCAAAACAAACUCAUCGUCUAUGUGGAAAAAGGGAAACCAAGGAGAGAUCCUGUGCAAUAACUGUACGGGGAAGAGCACCAGCAGUGGAGCAUCUGGACCCUCUGCGUCCUCCAACACACAGCAGAAUAAUGUCGGGGGCAAGCAGUCUAAACAAGAGAUCCACAGGAGAUCAGCACGGUUGAGGAGCACCAAGUACAAAAACCCUGCUACCGAAAAAAAGGUCUCUACCAAAGGAAAAGGAAGAAGACACAUCUUCAAACUAAAAAAUCCAAUCAAAGCACCAGAAUCUGUUUCCACUAUCAUCACAUCAGAAUCAGUCUUUUAUAAGGGUGUGUAUUAUCAGAUAGGAGAUGUCAUCAAAGUUACAGAUGAGGAUGAUGGGAGGCCAUACUAUGCACAGAUCAGAGGUUUUGUCCAGGACCAAUACUGUGAGAAAAGUGCAGCCUUGACUUGGUUGAUACCAACCCAGGCCAGUCCUAAGGACCUGUUUGAUCCUGCCACUUACAUUGUUGGUCCAGAGGAGGAUUUUCCCAGAAAGAUGGAGUACCUGGAGUUUGUGUGCCACGCCCCCUCGGAGUACUUCAAGUCCAGGAGCUGUCCUUUCCCAACCAUUCCUAUCCGUCCAGAGAAAGGCUACAUCUGGACCCAUAUUGGACCCACGCCAGCCAUCGCUAUCAAAGAAUCUUUUGGCAACAGCAAUUAGCUGCUGGGGCAUUUACCAUGAAGAUAUUAACUUUGUCUGUUAGCUUGCUAACGGACGUAUGUACAUUUUUGUAAUAUAAUGGAGACAAGUUUAGGCUGUAUAAGACACAUUAUUAGUCUUUGAAUAUGGAAACUGGUUUGUAAACAUCCACAAUCUAAAUGUAACAUCUUGAACAGUACGAUAACUACCCAUGAAAUGAUCAUCCAGAGGUGACACCAUCAAACAUGGGAUUGACUUUGAUAUUCAGUAAUGUGGAAAAUACGUUUUCAAAAGCUUUGUUUACUAGAAUGCUUUUAAAACAAUCAACUUAAUUUUCUUUAGACAUUUGUGUCAUUCAUGUGAAGUGUUUAACGAAUAUUAGAUCGAGACCAACUAACAUUUUUAAAUAAAGAACAUUUAUUUAGAAAUAA
This is a messenger RNA of Oncorhynchus tshawytscha (Chinook salmon), 1758 nucleotides long. RefSeq names its product GATA zinc finger domain-containing protein 1. The transcript has 5 exons. Gene Ontology annotation, molecular function: sequence-specific DNA binding; zinc ion binding. The record is from RefSeq and is a predicted model, not a curated record. Gene Ontology annotation, cellular component: nucleus. Gene Ontology annotation, biological process: chromatin organization; regulation of DNA-templated transcription. NCBI's taxonomy places the organism in Eukaryota, Metazoa, Chordata, Actinopteri, Salmoniformes, Salmonidae. The coding region runs from base 611 to 1348 and encodes 245 amino acids.